AUGUUAAGUGCGAAACUACGCUUUCUACGUGGAUUGGCUCCUGUCAGCUUUGAUGACUCUAUUCUCCAAUGUUCUACCUUACAAAAUAAGUAUGAAGUACCGAAAAAUCUGCAGUCAAGUUUUGUUACCCCAGAAAAAUUAUAUUCUCGACAUUUGCUACACUUACAGGAUGCAUAUCUCAAUAGAUUUCCAUUCACUAUUGCUAAUCCCGCUGUUACCGAACUAGUCUCUUGUAAGGACUCUACUUUCGUGUGUCGUAACAAGCCCAUAGAAACAAAAAAUCAAAGUUGUCAGACUGAAACACUUGAUACCGAAACAAACUUAGAAGCUUUAUCUACAAAAGUAGACCAAAUCUUUCACAAGUUAAACUGUCAUGCACUGAAAUCUAUUUCAGAAAGCAAGAUAAAACACUUCCCCAAAUUGUGGUUGGAUUUAGGGGAAUUAAACUAUUCACCAGCGCAGUAUAAUCUAGGUGUAUGGUACGAAAAGCAAGCAUCUGAGUGCCUGUCUCUUCAGGAUGGUCUGAAGCGACAUUAUAACAAACAAGCGGGUCAUUGGUACAGUUGUGCUGUUCGGGGAGAUUCCCAUCCACUGGCUGCCUAUAAUUUAGCAUGUCUUAUUCUGGAUUCUGAAGAGCCCAUAAUCCAUUCGAACUCGUCAGAUAAACCUUCCACAUUUACAGUCACAAAUCUAAUGAAACUGGCCGCUGAUGGUAAUGUCAAACAGGCAAAGAAAUACUUAUCGGAACAAUGUAUUACAAAAACAUAG
Schistosoma curassoni is the source of this 768-nucleotide messenger RNA. The record is from the annotation of a GenBank genome assembly. NCBI's taxonomy places the organism in Eukaryota, Metazoa, Platyhelminthes, Trematoda, Strigeidida, Schistosomatidae.